GUCAGCUAAGAGGUUAGCGUCCACUUCCCGACAUCCGCCGCCGCCGCCGCUGACAUUCCGAACAGUGCCGGAGAAAGCCGAUCGCGCCCGAUAUACGACGGUGUCCCGCGGGAAAGCGCUCCAGCCGGCAAUUGACGGCCACAGCGAUUCUCGAAAGCAGUGCAGCAGUUCAGAACGCUUCCGUACACCAGUACAGCGGAGACCAUCGAGAUGUAUCUCGCCGUGAACUGCAGGAGCUUGCUGCUGUGCGCCGCCGUGGUGCUGCUGCUGCCAUGUAGCGGGGACGGCUUCAGCGCGGCAGGCUACAGCGGAGCCACCUGCCGGGGAAGCUCGCUACUGCAGAGCGGAGGCCUGUCCUGCGACGUGAAGAAGUCCAUCCUGGACGCGCACAACAAGUACCGACAGUCCAUCGCGCUGGGUUACGUCGCUGGACAGCCUGGAGCCGCCAGGAUGCUGGAAAUGGUGUGGGACGAGGAGCUGGCGUCGAUCGCACAGCGCUGGGCCGACCAGUGCACCAUGGGACACGACCACAACCGCGAUGUCUCGCGCUUCCCCGUGGGCCAGAACGUGGCGGCCACGUGGACGACGCGCCGGCAGGUUAGCCUGGAGCCGGACUUCGCGCGGCAGAUCGCCGCCUGGUACGGCGAGGUGGCCGCCUACCGCUACCAGGACGGCAGCCUCGGCGCCGCCACCGGUCACUACACGCAGCUGGUGUGGGGAGACACGUACCUGGUGGGCUGCGGCUACAGCUUCUUCUACGACCGCAGCCGCGGAUACACCAAGCUCUACGUCUGCAACUACGGGCCUGGAGGUAACGUCGUUGGAGCAGCCCCUUACGAGAAGGGCAGCCCAUCCUGUUCGUCUCAAGGCAUCUCCCCGUCCAAGCGGUACCCUGGACUCUGUGAGGUGCGCGGCUACUCACAGCUGGGGUCGCAGUGCAGCUACUCGACCUUCGGCGGCUUCUCCGCCUUCUGGGGAUGAACACGCCGCCGUCGAAGGCGCACGCUCUCCGCUGGUCACCGGUUCGACACUCUACGGCCUAGCCAGCUGACACCGCCUGUCCACAGCAGAGCUGGAGUGGGCUGCGAGGAACUGGAGAUUUUCCAGCAACUUCUCCAUACGGAAACGACGCUGCGUCACCGUGGGGAGGACCGAUUCACCUCCCACGCCGCCCCACCGCGGUCUCUAAACGCUUCCCUCAAGGCACGCCGCCUCUGUUCUCAGAAGAAAUUCUGCUCUUUGUUCGCAGUAAUCGUUCUGCUUCUACUGCCUUUGUACAAAAGCGACAUUGUGUGAAAAAAAAAACAACCAGAAUUGUGGAUCAAAUCGCGCUACAUCACCAGGAGCAUUUACCUCACGUCAUCAUUCCAUUACUUCAACCCAUUUGCUACGCAAUUUCUUCCUCUGCUCCUAUGUAAACAUUAAGAACUACUGUACCUAAACGCAGUCUUAAACUGCCCUUAUCAUAGCGCUAUCGAUAAACAUCAUAUUCUAAAAUUGUCAGGCCUGGUUUUCCUCGUACUUUUCUUUAGCAGAUUACCCAUCACUUCUGUCAUCUUCAGAGAGGUCUGUAGCUUGUACCAACACUUCUUGUUGCCAACCAACAGCUGAGGAGAACAACCAUGACAAACGUAUAACACAAAUACUAUUAUCUCUCUUCAUAAUAGGAUGCACGUCACGUCUUUCACGAGUGCUCUCUAUAUCUCCAGUAUACUAUGUUUGGACUUGUCGUUUUCGAAUUACAGGAGACUCAUUUCACACCAGUUAUGUACAAAAAGACAAUAAGCUGUCG
This is a messenger RNA of Schistocerca gregaria, 1792 nucleotides long. RefSeq names its product venom allergen 5.02-like. Bases 211 to 981 code for a protein of 256 amino acids. The record is from RefSeq and is a predicted model, not a curated record. NCBI's taxonomy places the organism in Eukaryota, Metazoa, Arthropoda, Insecta, Orthoptera, Acrididae. Gene Ontology annotation, cellular component: extracellular region. The transcript has 8 exons.